Molecule: messenger RNA, 378 nt
Organism: Geosmithia morbida
Lineage: Eukaryota; Fungi; Ascomycota; Sordariomycetes; Hypocreales; Bionectriaceae
Product: 2-iminobutanoate/2-iminopropanoate deaminase
Exons: 3
Coding region: 1-378 (125 amino acids)
Cellular component (GO): mitochondrion; cytosol
Molecular function (GO): deaminase activity
Source: RefSeq, a predicted model, not a curated record
AUGUCCGAUCAGACCAUUGUCUUCACCAAGGACGCUCCCGCCGCCCUUGGCCCUUACUCCCAGGCCAUCAAGACCCCCUUCGCCAUCUUUGCCUCUGGUCAGAUCCCCCUCACCCCCGAGGGAGCCCUGGUCGAGGGAUCCAUCGGCGAAAAGACUGCUCAGGCCUGCAAGAACGCCAAGGCUGUCCUCGAGGCUGCGGGCUCCGGUCUGCCCAAGGUUGUCAAGACUACCAUUUUCAUCUCUGACAUGGACCACUUUGCCGACGUCAAUACCGAGUACGAGAAGUGGUUCUCCCACAAGCCUGCUCGCAGCUGCGUUGCCGUCAAGACCCUCCCCAAGAAUGUCGACGUCGAGAUCGAGUGCAUUGCUCUUCCCUGA